CUGAAAUCAAAAUAUUUUCUGAAUCUGUUUAUACAAUGAUUAAAGGAUUCGCGAACUCAAGCCUAAGUCAUUAAUAUAUUGGGAUUAAUGUUCUUUAGUGGAUUAAGUAGUAGUUGAAAUAACUCAAACAUUAAAUUGAAGAAUAACAAAAAAUAGAAAGAAUUUAAGGGAAGCUAGUAGAUAUUUAAAAUUAAUUAAAAAAUAAAAACUUUUAAGAAGAGAAGAUUGCUCUUAUUUGAGAACCAAAGUAAAAAAUAAUGAUUUCAUAUUAAGAAACAAGAUUAAGAUAUUGAAAAGAGAAAUUUGGUACUCAUUGAAGUAAUAGAUAAGUAAUGAUUAGAAAAAGAUGAGAU
Messenger RNA from Paramecium sonneborni, 353 nucleotides. Lineage: Eukaryota; Ciliophora; Oligohymenophorea; Peniculida; Parameciidae. The record is from the annotation of a GenBank genome assembly.